Molecule: messenger RNA, 273 nt
Organism: Tetrahymena thermophila SB210
Lineage: Eukaryota; Ciliophora; Oligohymenophorea; Hymenostomatida; Tetrahymenidae
Product: U6 snRNA associated-like-Smprotein
Exons: 1
Biological process (GO): mRNA splicing, via spliceosome; P-body assembly
Cellular component (GO): precatalytic spliceosome; Lsm1-7-Pat1 complex; catalytic step 2 spliceosome
Molecular function (GO): RNA binding
Source: RefSeq, a predicted model, not a curated record
AUGGAAAAUUUAAAGGAGCCUUUGGAUUUGAUUAAACAUAGUCUUAACUAAAUUAUAUAGAUAAAGUGCAGACAUUCCAGAGAGUUAAAAGGAAAAUUAUUAGCCUUUGACACUCACUUGAAUAUGCUUCUUGAGGAUGUAGAAGAAUCAUUUGUUUAAGAAAAUAAAAGUAUAAAUGCAGCUGCCUAAAAGUAAACUCGCUGUAUUCCUAUGCUUUACAUGAGAGGUGAUACAAUAAUAACAGUUACUCCUCUUACAAAAGCCUAAAAGUGA